UCCACAUGCAGUCGCUGUGCAAGACGCACUUCCUGCAGCAGCUGUACCGCAAGAUCGACGGCGCCGUGCUGCAGUCGCAGAACGAGCGCAACCUGGACUGCGUGGUCACCUUCCAGACGCACUCCAUCCUGCAGCGCUUCAUGCUGCGCUUCGACCUGCUGCAGCUCGACUGCAACGACCACCUCUUCGUGUACGACGGCGCCCACGCGAAAACAACAUGAACACGGUGCUGGGGAUGAGCCUGACGCUGUUCGUGGUGAGCGUGGUGAGCGGGCUGCUGGUGGUGUUCGCGUGCGUGGUGGGCGUGGCCGUGUGCCUGUGCCGCCGCGGCACCAACGG
This is a messenger RNA of Gryllus bimaculatus (two-spotted cricket), 339 nucleotides long. Lineage: Eukaryota; Metazoa; Arthropoda; Insecta; Orthoptera; Gryllidae. The record is from the annotation of a GenBank genome assembly.